GAGACUCUGGCCCUUGGACGUCAGGACCAGCUUUUGUGAAAUUUGGAAAAUGCAUUAGUGCACAGGAAGUGUCCAUUUCAUGGUUAAGGGGGGAGACGGGGGGAGGACGAAAUUUAAUAGGUCAUUCCAUCACGCUUCUUAUUGAGCAGAAGCAUUAAAAUUAACGCCACUUUUUUAUUCUUUCAGAGGGAUAGGAUAAUAAAUAAAUUCAGAUGCGACCCGCACAUGCUAUUUUAAAGCAUCUUGACUUAUAGUGUCCUGAAGCAUUCAGACGCGGAAAACAAGCUAUAGUUGGAAGGAUUUAUCCACUCGGACGGUGCGCGCACCCGUGUGGAGCGCCGCAGCAGUAAUAGAUGCGCGCCCCCGCUUCCAGCUGGGACAAGCCGUGUGGUCGGGAAGCAGAGUUGUGCCAGAGCGUGCUAAAGUUGGGGAAAAGGGGGGGAAGAGGAUGCUGUGGUGGUCGGCGGACAGGAGAAAAUAUUAGCAGAGGAUUUUGUUUACGGCUUAGAAACAAGAGGAACACCAGCCUUCCAUAAAGGAUGAAUGGCAAAAUACUGAGCUCAAGCCUUUUAAUUUUACUAGGUUUACAGCACUUCUCGGCACGACCCUGUAAGGAUCCACUUGUCUCUCCACUCUACGCCUCCUCCUUCUUGGCAUCAUCCAGAUAUAAUUUUUUAUAUUCUCCUAAUUUUGCAAGGUUAUACGGGAGCAGUGGCUGGUCUCCAGCCCCCAGAGAUCGUCAGCCUUGGCUCCAGAUCAACCUGAAUCAUAAGUACAGAAUCACUGGCAUCUCCACCCAGGGCACCUUCAACUCCUACGACUGGGUGACGAAGUACACCUUGCUGUAUGGGGACCGGCCCGAUGCCUGGACACCAUACAUCCAGAGAGGGGGAAACUCGACAUUUUCAGGGAACUGGAACUAUUACCAGGUGAAGAGGCACAACUUUCACCAUGCUAUCACUGCCAAGCAUCUGCGCUUCCUGCCUCUGGGGUGGAACCCUGCAGGCAAGAUUGGGGUUAGGCUGGAGGUCUAUGGCUGUUCCUAUGACUCCUACGUUAUGGCUUAUGACGGAGAUGACAUGGUGUCCUACAAAUUUCCACGGAGGACUAACAGGACCCUAAGGGACCACAUCGCUCUGAACUUCAAAACCCUGGAGCGCGAAGGGCUGCUUCUGCACAGUGAGGGGUCUCAGGGGGACGUCUUCACCCUGGAGCUGAAGAAUGCCCGGCUCUACCUGCACAUCAGCCUGGGGAACAGCACCGUCCACGGGAUAUCAGGACUGACCACUCUGACUGUGGGAAACCUGCUGGACGACCAGCACUGGCACUACGUCACAGUGAAACGUUAUGGUCGCCACGUCAACCUGACAGUAGACAGCCACACGGAGAGCGCCCUGACGUAUGGGGACUUCGCUUACCUUGACCUGGACACUCAGGUGUACGUGGGAGGAGUAAUAGAGCCUAAUCAGCCACAUUUGCCAAACACACCCAACUUCCGAGGCUGCCUGGAGAACGUCUUCUACAACGGGAUCAACAUCAUUGACCUGGCCCAGAGGAGGAUGCCACAGAUACGGUUCCCUCAUCGGCAGAAAACGAUCCGCUACGCCUGUCAGGACAUCCUGCUGAAGCCCGUAACAUUCGCAGGGAUCAACAACUACCUCCAGGUUCCCGGGUUAUACAGAAAGAGCCGAAUGGCUGUCAAGUUCAAGUUCCGGUCCUGGGACUUCACUGGCCUGCUCAUGUACACCAGAUUUGCAGACAACCUCGGCUCCCUGGAGCUGGGCCUGAGUGAAGGCCAGGUCAACAUCACUCUGAUGCAGCCUGGGGUCAAGCAGCUGAAAUUUGCUGCAGGAUAUCGUCUGAACGAUGGAUUCUGGCACAUGGUGGAUCUGGUGGCCAGGGAUAACUCUGUGACGGUGAUCAUCGAUGAGAACGAGGGCUCUCCUCUCCGGAUCACCAGUGUCUUCACCAUACGCACCGGUGACAUUUACUAUUUUGGAGGAUGCCCCAAGGGAAAUAAUGGCGAAAGAUGUGAGACCAAGCUCAAGGCUUUUCAUGGCUGCAUGCAGCAGAUCUUCAUCGAUGGUGAUCCUGUGGACAUUGACAUCAUUCUGAAGUGGCGCCGGGGCCGAUACUCUGAGCUCCUGCUGGGCACCUGCGGAAUCAGUGACCGGUGUACCCCGAACCUCUGUGAGCAUGAGGGGAAGUGUAUCCAGUCUUGGGAUGACUUCAUGUGUCUCUGUGACAAUACGGGGUACAAAGGGGAGGUGUGCCAUAAAUCGGUCUACAAAGAGUCAUGUGAAGCGUACCGGCUCAACGGGAAGACGUCUUCAGGGAACUACACCAUCGACCCGGACCUGAGCGGCCCUCUGAAGCCCUUUGUAGUCUACUGUAACAUGAGAGCAACCAAGGCCUGGACGGAAGUGAGGCACAGCCGGAUCGUGGCCACCAAGGUAACGGGCUCCCGCGCCGACAGGCCCUACAUCGGCGACGUGCAAUACUACAACGCCUCCUGGGACGAAGUGACGGCUCUGGCCAACACCUCGAGCUACUGUGAGCAGUGGAUUGACUACUCGUGCUACAAGUCGCGGCUCCUCAACACUCCUUCUGGAAAGCCCUUCAGCUACUGGAUUGGCCGUUAUGGCGAGAGACACAUGUACUGGGGAGGCUCCUUUCCUGGGAUUCAGAAGUGUGGGUGUGGCAUCAACAGGACUUGCACAGACAUCAAGUUCUCCUGCAACUGCGACGCUGAUUACAGGCAAUGGCACUAUGACAGGGGGCUGCUGAACUACAGGGAUCACAUGCCCGUGACUCAGGUGGUGGUUGGAGACACCAACAGGACCGGCUCUGAGGGCAAGUUCAGCAUUGGGCCACUGCGCUGCUUCGGAGAUCGAAACACCUGGAACACUGUGGCCUUCACAAAAGCCACGCACAUGGUCUUCCCCACCUUCAGGCCCGGCACCAGCGCCGACAUCACCUUUUACUUCAAGACCACAUCCGAUCACGGCGUCUUCCUGGAGAACUCUGACGAACGCCACCGCAACUUCGUUCGAGUGGAGCUCAACAGCACCACGGAGCUGCUUUUCAUCUUCAGCGUGGGCGAUGGAAUCAUCAACGUGACCCUCAAGUCACCCUGGCACCUGAAUGACGACGACUGGCACCACGUCAAGGCCGAGAUUAACGUGAAGCUGGCCCGGCUGAAGGUGGACUACCAGCCCUGGGCUGUGCGCAGAUUCCCACCCCAGACCUACGUCACCAUGGAGUUCACCAAGCCUCUCUUUGUGGGUGCCGCCGAGCACAAGCUCAGAGCCUACCUUGGCUGUCUCCGGGGGUUACGGAUGAAUGGGGUGACCCUUGACCUGGAAGGGAAAGUCAGCGAUAAGGAGGGGAUCAGGCUGAACUGUACAGGCCAGUGCCUGAACGCCACAGUGCCCUGCAGGAAUGGGGGCCGAUGCGUGGAGAAAUAUGGACACUACUUGUGCGACUGCAACAGCACUGCCUUCGAAGGGUUCUACUGCUCCAAAGACAUUGGAGGCUACUUCGGGGCCGGAACCUGGCUGCGCUACAAUAUCCGCACGGAGGCGAUUUCGGAGGACGCGCGGUUCGCCAACACGCUGGACCCCUACAACUUCAGCCUGGGCUACAACCAGACCAGCGAGGAGAUCGAGCUGAGCUUCAGCACCACCGAGAAGCCGGCCGUGCUUUUUUACGUCAGCUCCUUCGGAAAGGACUUCAUCGCCGUCAUCCUCAAAAACGAUGGUAGCCUGGAUUUGAAAUACAGGCUGGGAUUAUUCGCCCAUACAUACCUCGUGUCCUCAAGGAACCUGGCUGAUGGGUACCCUCACAUUGUGAACAUUACCAGGACGGACAGAUACAUCCGCAUUCAGGUGGAUUACACAGCCCCCAUCUGGGAAUCCAUCCCUGUGCUGCAAGAAACCAAGUUUGACUCCCCGAAGUCCCUCUUUCUUGGAAGGGUGAUGGAGGUGGGCGAGAUCGACUACGAAGUCCAGCGGCACAACUCCCCGGGUCUGAUCGGCUGCCUGUCGGGGGUGCGCUUCAAUAACAUCGCCCCGCUCAAGUUCUACUUCAGACCCAACGGCACCGAGUUCAACCUCACCGUGCAGGGAGAGCUGGUGGAGUCCAACUGCGGCACCUUCCCCCCGGUCCUGCCCCCCAUCCCGCUGGAGGCCGACCCCUGGUACAGCGGACCAGUCUUCCAUUACAUCCAUGACGACACCCCCAGUGGCCCCGUCCUCGCACUCAUUAUCAUCCUGCUCCUGCUCCUUCUCUUCGGGGUGCCGUUUGCUCUGUACAUGUACCUGUACCGCUACAAAGGGACCUACCACACCAACGAGCCCAAGACCGUGGAGUCCCCCAGCAGCGCCAAGCCCCUGACCGAGCCGCCCAGGAAGGAGAAAAACCUGCCCAAAAUCCAAGAGGAGGCCAGGAGUGAAUAACUGCUCGCCGCCUGGGUGGAGAGAGGGUUUCAGGAACACUAAUGCCUGUUAAUGUUUGCUUUGUCCCCCCACCCCCCAACACUGGUUUAUUUACAAGUCAGACACAAGGUUUAUACUGGAUCUCUGGUGCGGGAGUGUUACACAGGGGAGCUGUGGGAAUUGUUUAGUGAGAGCUUGAGAGAAAAGGUGAAAACGAAUCCCAUCCUUCACUACAGGGCUGACCAACAGAAGUGCCUGAAUGAACAUUCUUAUCAUGACCUUUAAUGCACAUGCUCUAAUAUUUCCUACCUUGCACCAACUAGGUAAUUCAGACACAGUGGUAUGGUGUCAUGUAGUUUGCCCAGGUUGCAAAAGGAUGACUUUCAGAGCUUUCAGUGCUCUGUCUGGUCUUCCAAGUCCUCAGAAAGUCUGUCUGGUCUCUCCCAUUGCCUCCAGCCUGCAUGGCAGAGGAGGGAAUACAAUACUGGUGCUCUCAAGCUGGAGGAAGCUUCACAAAACUCAUAUUAACAUAAGCAACUACCGAAUGCUGAAAGAAAUACCAAUACAAAAGAAUCAUUAAGCAAUGUGUAUGAAACUCCUCCUACCAUAACCUGGGAAUGUUUAGUCAUGUAGAGCCAUAUCCAAUUCUACAAAAACAUGUGUGAAUACCUACAGUAUAGUGCUUAUGUCCCCUCUGCUCUUUUGAGUUUCAAGGGACCCAAACUUGCCUGUGAUUUAUGUAAACAUUUCGCAGUGAGAUGGCUGGAAUUUUGUUUAAUUAUUGGGAUCUCUUUUUGUGUUCAAAACAGGUCCAUGCGGUUUGUUUUCUCUCAAUAGGCAGUUAGUAGGAUAAGCUACACCCCAGAAUGACCAGAGGUGAGAUCUGGAUUUGUGUCCAUCGAUUGUACAAGUGCUGUAACUGGCCCAAUAAUUACUGUACCUUUAGGCAUCUCUGAGCAGGCUUUUCGAAGACCAGUUCACAUCCAUCUGCUGGAUCUUUCUCAGGUGCCAUUAGAAUUCUUGGCACUUAAUCUCAGCGGCCAGGUGAGCACUGUCUCCAAGCACUCUGACACAGCCUGUCUCGUCAUACUUGAAUCACAGUCUCAAGUAGCACUUGAAAAUGAUGAGGAACUUCAGGCUGGUCUCAUGUCUGCAGUCCAGUCAGCUCGUAGGGCGUGGGCCUUCAACUGGGAAUUAUUCCAAGGAUAUUAUUAAAGUCUUGCUUCCUCUCUGGAUGAGCAAGACUUCCAAGUUUUAGUUAGCAGAAAUGUUGGUAACACUGAGCUGAUCUUACAUUUGAAAAGAAAAACAACCAAUAUCUUAAUCUGUGGGGACUUGACAAAGCUAGGUAAUUGGGGCAUCACUCUCCCUAGCUGUGCUGCGGCUGUUGACGAACGAUUAAUAAUUAUCUGACCGAAUUCGAGGACAACCACUGGGCCAAGAUAACCUGAAACAGAAAUGUCAAACUGGUGGAUAAUGGCAGCCCUGUAGUAUGUGAUGCAGAUUACUGUAUGUCUUUUCAGGACUCCAUUUGAUUUAGACCAGAAAGCUUUAGAAAGACGUGUGACCCAGGUGCAGAGAGGGUUGUGCAGAUGUGCUGCACUGUUCUGUAACCCAAAUCUGUUCUGUUUAACGUUAUUUGCAGUUUAAUAUUUUUAAAAUGCUAACCGGAGGCCGAGGGCUCUGUGCUAUUUAAGAGGGUCCAGGUGCCCCUGUCAGUACAUGCUGGACUCUGAGCCUCCAGCUCAGAAGACAAACUGCCAAGACCAAGAAAAGUACAGUAAAAAUGCCUGCUCAUGAUAUCGUCAAGGUAUCUAUCAGAAGACACUGUUUUUUUUAAAUAUAGGCGAUCACAGUCAUGUAAAUGUCUGCCUUUUACCCUGCUUUGAUAGACUGAUAGUAUUUAGGGCGCUGCUUCUUAGCUGUUUAAACAGAAGGAUCAUAACCAAAGCCUAGAGAAAUAAAAAAAGAACAUAAUGCUGUGCUAUUUGAGGCAAUAUGUACCGUGUUGUUGAGAAAUCAUGAAAUUUUUAGCUAUGCAUAUUAAGGCAUGUGAUCUGCACUUUGCAUUGCAAUGCAACAAGCUACUGCUUCAGCACAAUCACCUCAGAAGUAUUUUAGCAGUUUUGUUUGCAAAUUCUAAAAUUAUAUUAUAUAUAAAUACUAUAUAAAUAAAGUGUAUAUCAUUUUUUAAUGUACUGGUUUAUAUAAAAAGUCAUAAAAUCUUGAAUGUACGUUUGUGCUGUUACUGUGAUGUGAGAAGGUGGAUGCACUAUAAUGGUCUCUGUCCCAAUGUUUUCCAUGUCCUUCAGAAAAAAGACAAUUAAAUGCCCUUUCCACCGAUACUAAGCCUCAAUUCUGACCGUUUCAGAAUUUUUGCUUCAGAGAAUAUAACCAAGUCUGAAAUUUUAAGCAGCCGUGAAACUACUGCGGAAUUGUGCUAGUCUUUUUGUGGCUGUUUUUAACUGAAAAAACACUUUUUCCUUUA
Molecule: messenger RNA, 6924 nt
Organism: Lepisosteus oculatus (spotted gar)
Lineage: Eukaryota; Metazoa; Chordata; Actinopteri; Semionotiformes; Lepisosteidae
Gene: cntnap1
Product: contactin associated protein 1
Source: RefSeq, a predicted model, not a curated record